AUGCCAAAACUUGCAAAUUCGCCUGCCGCGCACGAUAGGCCAGCCAAUCAGGUGCACAGCCACACCCCUGCAGACCUCUCUCCGCAUGAAUUCGACGAUUGCCUGAGCGCUAUUCCUUUGAUCCCUGUAUCGGAUCCUGCCCCCAACAAUAUCCUGGCAUUAGGUCCGACCUCAUCCUUUCGCAAUGUAUCGGCGUGCCAUCGUUGUCGGUUACGCAAACACCGCUGUGAUCAACAGCUCCCACAGUGUCAGCCCUGUGAAAAGGCAGGACUUCGUUGUGUAGGAUACGAUCUGAUCACCAAGCAAGAGAUCCCUCGCAGCUAUGUGUACUUUCUCGAACAUCGUGUCAACUACCUGGAAAAGGUGCUAGUAGACCACAAUAUCAGCUUCAAGCCAGCAGUUGCUUAUGACGAAGAUGAAAUUGAGGGGAGCGGGUGCUCUUUCGAUGUGGUGUUCUCGCAAAACAAUCCAGGCAGCUCGAUGGCCGGCACUGCAUUGGAGAAAUCUGAGCGGGUGCCACGAUCUGGAAGUGUAAGGAGUCUCGGCAAGAGGGAAAGGAGUAUGGAUGCCGUGCGCAAGCCAGGGGGAAAUUCUGCUUGUCACGACAGCAGGGGAAAUGGAUUGCAAACUGGGACUGAUGAAGCCAAAAUUAUUCGUGAUUCGUUCUUUGGCCUUCAGGCAGGAAAAUCAGGUAGAGCCUGCACCUCGCUCCCCGAGCGAGAUAUAGCAAACGAACUGGUGGACGUGUAUUUCGAAUAUGUGAACCCGCACAUGCCAGUACUGCACCGAGACGAUUUCAUGACUCUGCUUCACGAUGUAUACUCUACUCGUGAGGAUUUCUCGCCCUACAGUCUUUUCUUUAUAUACAUCGUGUACGCAAUAGGCUCUGGCGUUGUUCAUGAUACCAGAACGCCUUUAGCAGAGAAGAAUCUUCGUGGUUGGCGGUUGUCUUCUGGAUUUGGUGACAGAAAGCGACAAAAGGUAUCGGAACAAGAAUACAAGCCAGAAGAGUAUUACUCUUCCGCUAUGUUUCAUCUGGAGGUUUCAUUGGGUUCUCAAUGCCAAAAAGGCGAAGUUGGUAGACUUCAAGAGUUACAGGCUGUGUUACUGCUCGCCAGCUUUGCUUUAGUCAGGCCAGGCGUUCCGAGCUUAGGAUAUAUUGCCAGAGUGGCAGUUGACUUGGCCGUGGAUCUUGGUUUCCAAAAUGAGAACGGCUCGAGCAGAGGGGCUACGCAUGACACCCAUCUUAGCGGCCAACCCUCCCACAAGGACAGAACAGCCCACUCCGACUGUAAUCUCGACUUACGACGACGUCUGUGGUGGUGCGUGUACAGCCUUGACCGUCUUAUUACUCCGUAUACUGGACGACCAUUUAGCAUUCCGGAUCAGAUUAUCACGACCGAUUUCCCUUCUUGUUUUGACGACAAGUAUAUCUCCAAAUCGGGAUUAAUAUCUCCACCAGACAAUUUGCCGAGCUACAAACUUGUCGCUUGCCAUUUUUUCAAGCUCAGAAAACUUCAAUCGGAGAUUCACGAUGUCUUCUACCACGAGCGCACCAUAUGCCAGGCGUCUCUCAGUUCUGCCGGUGAGAAAAGGCACUCUCUGUUUCUUCGUGGAUUUGAGUCGCUUGCUUCCUGGCAAAAAAAUAUGCUUCGGCGUCUUAAUCACUGGAGAAUCUCCGUACCAUCAGCAGAGGCUACGGGUGUCCGAUUUCCUAUUCUUUACAUGGAGCUUGACUAUUGGAAUAGCAUUAUCAUGCUUUAUCGACGGAAUUUCGUGGAUCCGAAUGAGCUUUUGAAAUCCUCCAAUUCGACCAGUUCUCGACUCAGGAGACAGCAAUUCUGUGGAAAGAAUGAAGAUGAACAUCGAAUCUGCUUAGCGGUAGCCGAGGCCGGUCAGAAUGUUCUUCACAUACAUCGUAUCAUGCGCCAAGGUCGCUUCGCCUACUUUACGUAUUUGGCAUCGCAAAGCAUUUUCCAAGCUAGUAAGUGCCUGUCAACUGAUAUUGUUCCAUUGAUCCGUAAUAGCUUACAUUUAUCUAGGCAGUCUUUUCCUCUUUGCAAUUUGGCAUUCACCACAGGUUCGCAGAAAAUACGUAUGUGUCUCUAG
Penicillium lagena is the source of this 2109-nucleotide messenger RNA. RefSeq names its product Zn(II)2Cys6 transcription factor. The transcript has a single exon. Gene Ontology annotation, molecular function: sequence-specific DNA binding; DNA-binding transcription factor activity, RNA polymerase II-specific; zinc ion binding. The record is from RefSeq and is a predicted model, not a curated record. The coding region runs from base 1 to 2109 and encodes 702 amino acids. Gene Ontology annotation, biological process: DNA-templated transcription; positive regulation of transcription by RNA polymerase II. NCBI's taxonomy places the organism in Eukaryota, Fungi, Ascomycota, Eurotiomycetes, Eurotiales, Aspergillaceae.